Molecule: messenger RNA, 1383 nt
Organism: Botrytis cinerea B05.10
Lineage: Eukaryota; Fungi; Ascomycota; Leotiomycetes; Helotiales; Sclerotiniaceae
Exons: 2
Coding region: 23-667 (214 amino acids)
Biological process (GO): fatty acid biosynthetic process; secondary metabolite biosynthetic process
Molecular function (GO): fatty acid synthase activity
Source: RefSeq, a predicted model, not a curated record
GGAGCUGAAAAAUCUUGUCGUCAUGCCAAGAAGUGGUUGCGAUGAUGACAUUUCCCAAAGCGUUCUAUUCCAGUUGAAAGCUCUGGAAACAGAUGUAGUAGUCAUAAAAGGCGAUGUUGUGAAGCUGGAUGAUGUGCGAGUUGCUCUCCAGAGAGCGAUAAAGCCUAUCGCUGGCAUCGUUCAAGGAGUUAUGCUUCUGAGAUAUAAAAUGUUUACGUUCAUGAGCGAUACUGAGUUCAGCGAAGCAAUAAGACCAAAGCAACAAGGCACGUGGAACCUUCACAAUACUGCUUUUCAGGAGGGUCUUGUGCUGGAUUUCUUCACGAUGCUCUCAAGCAUAUGCGGAGUGGUUGGGCAGACAGAGCAGGCCAACUACUCGGCUUCCAGUUCGUUCCUCGAUACAUUCUCAGUAUACCGACAAGAACUCGGCUUAAAAGCUCGUUCCAUUGAUUUGGGCGUAAUCGAAGAUGUUGGAUACGUAAGUUCGAACGAAAAUGUCUCAAAGAAACUGAAUACUCAACACUGGACACCCAUAAACGAAAGUCUUCUGCACAAAAUUCUGCGUUUCUCCAUUCUUCAGCAAACAUCCGCACCGAUCAGCGCCAAUAGUACCACUCAAAUGAUUACCGGUGUUCCUGUCCCUCUACAUCCCGAUUCUUCUCUAUAACGCGGGGAUAUGUUAAGAGAUCCUCGCUUUGGUUUCCUCUCCUUCCAAGAUUCUUUAAUCCUUGCCACGGAACAGCAUGAAAGCUCAUCUGACGUACGAGUUCUAUUUUCUCUCAUCAAAUCAAAAGCCAAGGGUGAUGUAGUAUUAUCGAUGACAAUAGAAGUGAUUAAUCGACAAUUCACAAAGAGCUUGAAUCUAAGUGAGCCCAUAGAGCCGACAAAGCCAUUGAGUGGUUAUGGAAUUGACAUUUUCGUGGCCGUCGAGUUUAGGAAUUGGGUGCGAGUGCAGUUGGGCGCGGAACUCACGACGCUGGAGGUUAUCAAUGCAAAGACUUUGGCAGCCUUGGGCGCUGGGGUUGUGACGAAGAUUUCUAUUUAGUCAUAGUUCCUUUACUGAUAUGAGCGCUUGCGGAGGCAGGAAAUCAUGCAUGUUAUUGACAAAGACGAGUCCUACGAUCAGACAUAAGAUUGAAAUCGGUCUGCUCGUAAAUCAAAUCGCUUUCACUGCACUUGUAACUUUUCUUGCCUCGAUCUCUUUGAUUGUUUCAAUAAACAAAAACAAUCAAUUGACAAGAACAAUAGAGCGAAGAACGCAAAGAAUCAAAAUCUCUCAUCCAUAGUCUUCCAUUAGUAUUACCCCUGAAUCACCUCUCCCUUCCCGAACCCUCAGUCUUCCAGUCUACUCCCCAUCACCCAAUAGAAAUAGGAAAACGCGCA